Molecule: messenger RNA, 2167 nt
Organism: Rhea pennata
Lineage: Eukaryota; Metazoa; Chordata; Aves; Rheiformes; Rheidae
Gene: MXRA8
Product: matrix remodeling associated 8
Exons: 9
Coding region: 198-1649 (483 amino acids)
Biological process (GO): cell differentiation; cell adhesion
Cellular component (GO): cell surface; membrane
Source: RefSeq, a predicted model, not a curated record
UCGGGGGGAGCAGAAAGGGGAGGUGGGGAAUUGGAAGUGGUAGGUGGAGUAAUUCUGCAGAAUAUGAGCUGCUGUCCACAGCUUUCUGGCUGUAACUUGAUGAGAUCAUAGUGUUUGCAAGUUACCAAAAAAGAGAAGGGAAAAAAAAGCCUUUUGACUUGUUUUUCAAGAGACGGAAACACGGAGAAGCUGAAGAAAUGGAGCAACUAGCAAAACUCCUCCUGUGGCAGCUUUUGCUUCAGCAAAGUUCUGUUGUUAACUUAUAUUCAGUCCCAGCUGAUGCCUCAAACCCAGACAGUGUUGUAGUAUCAGUAUUAAAUAUCAGUGCUACGCUGGGAUCACAGGCUGUCUUGCCCUGCAAGAGUUACCGCAUGGUGUGGACCCAGGAUCGUCUAAAUGACCGCCAGCGUGUAGUCCACUGGGACGUAUACAGCAACUACUAUGGAGGUAACAAGGUGGAGAGGCUGUGUGACAUGUACUCAGCUGGAGACCAGCGUGUCUACAGCUCCUACAAUCAGGGGAGGAUAUUUAUGCCCCAGAAUGCAUUUACAGAUGGCAACUUCUCACUGGUUAUCAAAGAUGUUGUAGAGAGUGAUGAAGGCACAUAUUCCUGUAAUCUUCACCAUCACUACUGCCACUUAUAUGAAACUGUGAAAAUCCAACUAGAUAUCACCAAAAAAGCCAAGGAAGCAAAGCAGUACUGGGAUGGGGAGAAGGCUGUGAUUGUUGCCCUGGAAGGCAGCACUGUGAUGCUCCCCUGCAUAAACCGAAACCACAUCUGGACUGAACGGCACAGUGAAGAGGAGCAACAAGUGGUCCACUGGGACAGACAGCCUCCAGGGGUUCCUCAUGACCGAGCUGACCGCCUCAUUGAUCUCUACGCCUCUGGCGAGCGCCGCUCUUACGGACCUCUCUUCAUUCGUCAGAAGAUGAACAUCACAGACACAGCCUUUGCUGUGGGCGACUUCUCCCUGUGGAUUUCAGAGCUGGAGAGUGCAGACGAAGGCACCUACUCCUGCCACCUGCACCAUCACUAUUGUGGCCUGCAUGAGCGCAGGAUCUACCAAGUCUUUGUGACAGAACCAGUGAGAGAGAAGAAGGUGGUGAACCUCACCACCCACAACACUGCACCAGCCAUAGAUCCAAAUAUUGUCAGGGGCCACAAUGUGAUAAAUGUCAUCAUCCCUGAAAGCCGGAUACACUUCUUCCAGCAGCUGGGCUACAUUGUGGCGACUCUGCUGCUCUUCAUUGUUCUCCUCAUCAUUGUUGUCCUCAUCACCCGCAAGCGCCGACAGAGAGGUUAUGAAUACAAUGUGAAGAAAUACGGAGAGAAGGAUGUGAAUCUUAAAGAAUUUACAGUCGACACAACAGAUCUGACUCAAUACAAAAGUGAAGACAUCAGGCUGGGUAUGCAUCAGCUAGCAACCAUUCUCCAAACCAGAGUGGAUGGAUUGUUGGUAGAGCAAAAUUGUUCCUUGUCUAUCCUGAGAUUCCUAAAGGCACCACAAUGCCAAGCUCUCACCUGCUACAGCUUGCCAUAUGUCAGUGGACAUGUUGAUAAAUCAGGAAACAACUGUCACUGUGCCUUUUUCUCUCUGUGCAUGCCAAGUAAAGGUAUAACCUUUAAAGACCAAGCUGUCAAACCUUAGGUUCCAAGCUACAGAGUUGUAGUAAGGGCCUCAGAAAAACAAGAGGUAGAUACAAAAUGCUGAAGUAAAGAACAAAGAGGUUACAGGAGGUAGGUUACAGACCUGGACAGCAGCAUCAGGACAGCAGCAAGGGCAAAUUCUUCUGUGAGUGUGAGUGUGAGUGUGAGUGUGAGUGUGAGUGUGUGUGUGUGUGUGUGUGUGUGUGUAUCUCAGGAGGACUCCCAUGUGAGCAAAUUCUUUAAGUAACUGCACCGGUAAAAGGCUUUCAGGUGACCUUCACCCAGAUGAUCCAUAGCUUUUUAUUACAUACUGAAAGAGUCUGUGGUAGCUAUGAAAAGCAGGAAACUAAAGUAUGCAUAUCUGACUGGUGCUGGGAAAAAAUUUAAGUUGUGGCGCUUUUCCUGCUGAGUGGCUGAAUAACUCUGAGUUACUCCUAGAGAUCUGGAGAUGCCAGGCCUAGAGCCCCUCAGGGAAGGACUGAUCAGAUGUCUCUCUUGCUAGUAAAGCUUUGUUUUCUU